AUGGUGGAAGACGCUGAAGGACUCCUCAAGGAGAUAAACUCUCCGGAUUUUGAUGUAUUUCAAUGUGUCAACUAUUUGCGGCGAUAUUCUGAUGAAAUUGGUGUUCAUUUCUACCUCACCAAGAAGCUUCGCCUGUAUAAAUAUGACGAUUUGGAGUUCUUAAUACCCCAGCUUCUACAGCUAUUCGUUUCAUUUGAGACAAACUCUAUGGCGCUUGAAGAUUUCCUUCUAGAAUACUGCGCCAAGUAUACUCACUUCAGUUUGAUUGUGUUUUGGCAUUUGCAAGCCUACAUCUUCGAGCUUAAAAAUGAGCCAAACUCAUACUCAUUUCAAGUUGUCCGAGGCUUGAUUAAUAAGCUUCAGGACGUUAUCUUCAACCCAUACGAAGCUCUGAUAGUUACACAAUUUCGUGAAAACUUGCAUCCAUCGCUCAUAUUAUGUGGAGCAUUGGCGGCCUCAAUUGGGCUUCCACAGAUUCACGAUUAUACGAAACCACUUCUUGCCGUUCAAGGUAAACAACAAAGAUCAUUUGUUUUCAAACUCGCAAACUUCCAGAAAGUUCUUACCAAAAAUCUAACACUCAAAAAUCAAAAACUCUCAAGUGAGCGCAGAGCAGCUCAAUCUGAUGACGAGGGACGAGAUCCUCGUGUUCAUCAGACAGCAAAGCCCGAACGUCAUUCGGAGUCCUCUGCACGUCAAAAGAAAUAUUCAAACUCUAGUUUUGCAUCCGAUGAUUCCGAAUUAAAUACUAGUGAUGACGAAGCGGAGCAAGCAAAUCAUGGCCAGCUCAGAAGGCACCAUUCAUUCAAUGCCAAGCAUGUGCCUCGUGAUACCGAGAGUGUCGCGCUUCUUAAGUACAUGGAAGAAAAGUUCAGUGUUGAGUCAGUGAUCAAGUCUCCUCGUACUUCGAUGCAAGCUGAGAGCAGACACCCUAUAGCUCACUCCAUGCCAGAUUUAAGCUCGACCAGAGGAGAUAAUGGUGACUUGAGUCUGCCAAGCGAGGAGGUCUUUCCUUUUAGCGAGAGUGGAAAACUUAAAGCCGUGAGGAAACAGGAACUGAAGUCACCUGCAAGCACCGAUCUUGACCCGGUAAAAGCUUUGAAGUCGAAUUAUUCAAAGAAUGUGACCGAGUUCAUUCUUGCUUUACAAAACGUUUCACUAAGACUAUCACAAUUGCCGAAAGAGGCACGAUUAUCUGCCCUUCGGGCCGAGCUUUCGAUCAUCAACGAUACCUUGUUACCCGCUGAGGUGGACAUACCACAACUUCUUCCUUACACAAGUACUAGAAACAAGAAGUAUCACAAGCUUCUCAAACUUAGCGUGAAUGAAGCUUGUGUUCUCAAUUCCGCCGAGCGCGUUCCCUUCUUGAUGUUUGUCGAGUUUUUAAGUGACGAAAUUGAUUUCAAUCCUGACUCGACAUCAAACAGGAUUAUACUCCUGAAACGUUCCAAGUCUGGUCAAAAUACACACUCAUCGAAGAGCACUUCCCUCAUGAGCAGUCAAGAUUUCGAGUCCAUUCGUGAAGCAUCACAAAGUAUGGAGGCUGAUUUGAGUGAACUCAAGUCGACUAGGCCAGAUUAUGAUAUGGAGACGUUGAAAACGGGGGUUUCUCACAUGGACGUUCUCGAAAAAAUUACACACAGAUCAACAAGUCUGGUUGACGUUGCUUCUAAAACAAGGGCGGAUCAAAUGCGAAUUGCUGCUGUUAUGCUUCAGCAGCUCGAGGCAUCUGGUCAAGCUACAACUGAGCAAUCGUCAGCAAUCAAAAAUCGUAUUAUUGAGUCAAUGAUUGCUUUGCAAGACCAAUUUGAAUCCAUUGACUACGAGAAGUUCAACCAUUUGAAAGGUAAUGACCCUGAUGCUGGUGAAAGAAAGCUUGAGAAUGAUUUCAAGUUGGCUGAAGACUGGCACGCUAAAAAACAAAGAAUCAGAAAAUCAAGUAUCUACGGCAAGCUUCCAAAUUGGGACCUCUGUUCUGUCAUUGCAAAAAAUGGGUCUGACCUUCCUCAAGAAGCUUUCGCGUGCCAGCUCAUCACGAUGAUUUCUAACAUCUGGUCGUCAAGGCAGAUCCCAGCUUGGACAAAGCGGAUGAAAAUCCUCAUCACGAGUGCUAACACCGGUUUAGUUGAGACCAUCACAAAUGCUAUCUCGAUUCACUCCAUCAAAAAGUCAUUAACGGAAAUAUCUAUUGCCGCCGGAAGUAACACAAAGGGAAGAAUCUUUACAUUGAAGGACUACUUCGAAAAGCUUUUUGGGGAUUCCAACUCACCAUCUUACAGAAUUGCACAGGAUAAUUUUGCCAGGAGUUUAGCAUCUUACUCAGUCAUUUGUUACGUGUUGCAGAUCAAAGACAGACACAAUGGUAACAUCAUGCUCGACGACGAGGGCCAUAUUAUUCAUAUUGAUUUUGGGUUUCUCUUGUCAAACUCUCCUGGCAGUCUUGGUUUUGAGGCAGCCCCAUUCAAGCUCACGAUGGAGUACGUGGAGUUGUUGGGAGGGCUUGAGAGUGAGGUCUUCAAAAUGUUUAAGGAUUUAUGCAAGGACUGUUUCAGAGCUCUCAGAGAAGAAAGUGACCGUGUCAUCAACAUGGUCGAAAUUAUGCAAAAGGACUCCAAUCUUCCUUGUUUUAACAAUGGCGAUAACACGAGUGUUCUUUUGAAAAAUCGUUUGCAGUUACAGUUGCAGGAUGAUGAAAUUGAUGAUUUCGUGGAGAUCUCGCUCAUUGGAAAGAGUUUGGGCAGCAUGUAUACGAGACUCUACGAUCAAUUUCAGUUGAUUACGCAGGGCAUAUAUAGUUGA
This is a messenger RNA of Candidozyma duobushaemuli, 2799 nucleotides long. It is a transcript of the gene PIKA, whose product is annotated as 1-phosphatidylinositol 4-kinase. Gene Ontology annotation, molecular function: 1-phosphatidylinositol 4-kinase activity. The record is from RefSeq and is a predicted model, not a curated record. Lineage: Eukaryota; Fungi; Ascomycota; Pichiomycetes; Serinales; Metschnikowiaceae. Gene Ontology annotation, cellular component: cytoplasm; membrane. Bases 1 to 2799 code for a protein of 932 amino acids. The transcript has a single exon. Gene Ontology annotation, biological process: phosphatidylinositol-mediated signaling; phosphatidylinositol phosphate biosynthetic process.